Drechmeria coniospora is the source of this 636-nucleotide messenger RNA. RefSeq names its product transcription initiation factor TFIID subunit 10. NCBI's taxonomy places the organism in Eukaryota, Fungi, Ascomycota, Sordariomycetes, Hypocreales, Ophiocordycipitaceae. The transcript has 2 exons. The record is from RefSeq and is a predicted model, not a curated record. Gene Ontology annotation, molecular function: promoter-specific chromatin binding; RNA polymerase II general transcription initiation factor activity. Bases 1 to 636 code for a protein of 211 amino acids. Gene Ontology annotation, biological process: transcription initiation at RNA polymerase II promoter. Gene Ontology annotation, cellular component: transcription factor TFIID complex; SAGA complex; nucleus.
AUGACGGGCGAGGCUCCCGAGUCCGCCGAGCAGCAAGCUCCCCUGCCCAACGGCCAGCCCGACGCGCGGCCUGCGAGCGCGGGCCCUCAUCCGCCGGCGCCCACGGCGCCCGCCAACGACUCGAGGCUUCCCUCGCGCAAGGAUGUCUCGCUGCGCGAGUUCCUGCACAAGAUUGACGACUACGCUCCCAUUAUCCCCGAUGCCGUCACAAACUACUACAUGACAAAGGCCGGCCUGCCCCCUCCGCCCCAGACGGACGCGCGGCUCGCGCGGCUCCUGGCCCUCGCGACGCAAAAGUUCGUCGCCGACCUCGCCGCCGACGCGUACCAGUACAGCCGCAUCCGGGCGUCCAACACAAACGCCAACAACCCCAUGGGCUCCCUCGGCGCCGCCGCCGGCUUCCCCAUCCCAGGCCAGCAAGCGGCCGUCGGCGGCGGCCAGCCCGGCGGCGGCGGCAAGGACCAGGGCAAGGGCGUCACGGGUCCCGGCGGCGCGCCCCUCGGCAUCCAGCGUCCCGGCUUCGGCGGCGGCGGCCAGGGCGGCAGCCAGAAUCGGACGGUGCUGACCAUGGAAGACCUGGGCAUGGCCGUCGGCGAGUACGGCGUCAACGUCAAGAGGAGCGAGUUUUAUCGCUAA